CCGAGGCUCUAUCUUUCAAUGGACCAAAUCCUCGUGGAUUAGAAGCCAUGUUCAUAGCACCGCGGACCGCACCUUGGCAUUGUACCACCAGAACGCUCGAGUCGUACAGGUGUUGUACCAUCUCGGUAUUAUCUUUCGAAGCGUUUUUGCUACUCGUCUGAGUUCGAGAAAGAUCUCUUGCACGUGCAAACGUCGUGUUGGUAGAACAUCUCUUUGCCCACGUCCAUCCAGAAGUGACUUGCCAUGCGUCAGAGGAAGCAAAAUCUCGACAGAUUUGACGGAUAUGUUAUGAAUGACAUCCCUAUCCGCCUCAUCCGCCUAUCAGACAUGAAGUUUGUUGGGCGUGGUGAUGUGAGGAAGCACUUCCGGAGCUCUGUUGAGCACUCGUAUUCCUAUUAUCCCCACGAGCAUGUCAAGUACGCCAUUCUGUCUCACCGAUGGCUGGAUGGAGGAGAACCAACCUACGAAGAGAUGAAAGCCGGCACAGCAUCAGGUCCGGGAUAUGAGAAGCUGAAGAAAUUCUGCGAGAAAGCGAGGGAGUACGACACGGAAUUUGCGUGGUCGGAUACGUGCUGCAUUGACAAGAGCAGCAGUACCGAGCUCGACGAGUCCAUUCGCUCCAUGUUUCGGUGGUACGAAAAUUCGACCAUUUGCAUCGUCCAUCUGGCACAAAGCAAGACCAUCGAGGGUAUAUUGCAUGAUGAAUGGACGAGAAGGGUCUGGACUUUACAAGAACUUCUUGCACCCCGCAAUAUCAAAAUUUUCAACAAGUACUGGAUUCCCCUGACGGGUCAUAGAAAUGACAAGGAAGACCAAGAGUCCAAAGUAAUGGAAACUCUGGAAACAGCCACCGGCAUUCCUCGCUGUGAUCUCUACUCGUUCUCUCCGCAUUUCCUGCCUCAGAGGCUGGAUGAGCGGAUGGCCUGGGCUGCCAGACGCAAAGCUACAAGGGUCGAGGAUGUGGCUUAUUCCCUAAUGGGAAUUUUCGAUGUAAGCCUGCAGAUCGCGUAUGGAGAAGGAGGCGACCGCGCAUUCCGGAGACUUAUCGACGCCAUCAUGCAGGAUGGUGACCCUUCUAUCCUCAACUGGGUGGGCAACCAUGCACCAUUCAGCGUUUCGCGUGCCGUUCCUUACUCGCCAGAGAGCUUCGUUGGUUCUCGCAACGUGAUGUUGGAUAUAUUUACACAGCCGCUGGAGAUGAAUAUGACCAGCCUCGGUCUGCGAGUAUCUCUGGUGAUCCUCCCUCUCAGUUACCAUUCGCAUGAGGAGCAGGGGCCCCUGCGCCUCCAUGUCGUACUCGGCUGCCCGUUGUGUCCGACCAUCAAAGUUGAUAUCAACCCAUUGGCCCACGCUCUUGAGUGGCAGCAUCUCAGCCAAUUCGAGUACGCCCUCGGCAUUGUCAAUUAUUCACUUUUUAGUGAAAGAUCACGCAAGGUCUUAGGGAUCCGGGGCAAGUCGGUCGGCCUCAUCCUGUACCGAAACUCCUGCAGCUCCAGCUCGCUCUCUUCUCUCAUUUGUAAUCCUAGAGGUACCGACUUCGUUGGAUUUAAAUUCGCCUCUCCCCCAGAAGAGACGUCUAGGUGGGAGCUACUACACGGUGUGGGCUUGAUCGAGGUUGAGUUCCCGAACAUACCAAGUGAAUCAUUGUUCUUCAUUGACCCUGAAUACCUAGAAACUGUACAUUUGUAG
Molecule: messenger RNA, 1689 nt
Organism: Suillus paluster
Lineage: Eukaryota; Fungi; Basidiomycota; Agaricomycetes; Boletales; Suillaceae
Product: heterokaryon incompatibility protein-domain-containing protein
Exons: 4
Coding region: 244-1689 (481 amino acids)
Source: RefSeq, a predicted model, not a curated record